AUGUUAGGCUUAUUAAUAUUGUUACUCUAUCCAACCGUUGCAAUGACAGUUAUCAUAGAUAAAGCAUGUACUACAGGUGGAAAGUUUAACAUAAGAGCUGUAAUGUGCUCUAAUCUGUAUCCUGACGCUUCCUGCCAAGCUCUGUACGGCUCUCCUCCAGUAAUUGGCUCUGACGUUGAUCGUAAUCCUGCCUGCUUUACUACAAACGUCACAUCCAUAGAUCAUGAACUUAAGAGUUUAUCAUCAGAAAUUUGUCCACGUCAAUGUGGCUAUUGCUGCCAAUCACCUGAAUAUAAUUGUCAAAACAGUGCAAGACCUAGAGUUUCUUGUGACCAAGUAACUCAUCGAAUGUGUAGGAAUCCAGUAUGGGAGCAAAUAUUAAUAGAAGAUUGUCCAAAUAUGUGUGGUUUUUGUCUGAGAGGCUGUGUGGAUAAUGUCCCAGACUGUGCUAUUGAUAAAACCAUUUGUCGGCGAAUGGGAAUGGAAGAAUUUGUUGAGAUAAACUGUCGAAGAACAUGCGGAUACUGCCAAUCAAGUAAUUCGAAUGGUUCAACAACGCUCAAAAGUAAAUGUAGUCAUUUCCGACCUGACAACAAUCCCAAUUGUGCUAAAUGGGCUGCCAAUGGCUUUUGUCAAGAUGAAUAUUUCACUCUCAAAUUUCGACGACAACACUGUGCAACAACUUGUGAGAUAUGUUGA
Messenger RNA from Auanema sp. JU1783, 699 nucleotides. NCBI's taxonomy places the organism in Eukaryota, Metazoa, Nematoda, Chromadorea, Rhabditida, Rhabditidae. The record is from the annotation of a GenBank genome assembly.